AUUCACUAUCUAUGAGUCCAGAAAUCUGUCCGCGGACUGUGAAAUUGUAUCAAGCGACUCGGCCGAAAGACUUCAGCCACCAACUUUCAUGGAGCGACAACCCCGUCGGCGUCGAAGACCAGCCUUGGCAUGUCUUGACUGCAAGCGCCGAAAAAUCAAAUGCGAUCGAAAUAAUCCUUGUGGCCACUGUAUUUCGACCAGGAGCCAAUGUACCUACGCAAUUUGGAGCAAGGAAAAUGAAUCUGUGGUCAGGCACCCACCUCCACAGAGCAGCGGCUCAACAACAACUCCAUCGGUCUAUGCAUCCUCGCCUACAGCUCAAUACUUAGGUAUUGGCACCAAUCUAACGAGCACAGAUAGUGCUAGCCUUGAGCAUCAAUCGUGGUCGGGAAUUCUAGAAGCAGCUAGACAGAAUGACAUUCAAGACAACCCUGGAUCUAACAAUACUUCAUCACUCGAAGUCACCAAUGAUGAACCAGAUCUCUGGAGUCUGUUACAGCGAAUACAAAAGCUGAAAUCUUCCUCGCCAUCCAGUUCUAUUCAUGAGUUGUCUGAGAAUGGUCGGGAUAUACUUGCUCGCCAAGCUGGACUUCAUGACUCCCAAAUUGUUCUGAAUAAAACUAGGAUGAUGGGAUGGAGCCACUGGAUGGGCAUUGCUCAAGAGUUUACACCCAUCAUUACCUGUUUCACCAAGGCUUGUAGCAAAGAAAAGCACUCCUCACAUCAAGGCACCGAGACUGAAAGUCUGAUUUUUGAGAUGGGCGAUCUUCUUCACAGAUGCAAAACUGUUGCAAGGGUGUUGAAAAUAGGGCGGCCCAGUAGACACCUCACGGGUCCUGAUUUGGGCGUUGCCAUGCCUUCCCGUGAAGUUGCAGACACGAUGGCAGCUCUUUACUUCGAGUCAUUUGAGUCGACGCACCGCAUACUUCAUGUGCCUACCUUUUGGACAGAGUAUCGGAGAUAUUGGAGCCACCCCGAAACUGUCACCACCGGCCUUCGACUCAAGAUUCUUCUUGUCAUUGGAAUAGGGUCGAGUCUGUGCGAGCAUGGAGAUUCAGGUCAUGAAUUUCGAAAUAUGGUUCAUCAGUGGAUAUAUGCGGCUCAAACCUGGCUAUCUGGUCCCUUAGAGAAAGACCGCCUGAACAUCACAGGGAUUCAAAUCCACUGUUUAACAAUCUUAGCGCGACAAAUCUUCUCAAUAGGCGGUGACUUGGUGUGGAUGUCGAUGGGGUCUCUUGUCCAUAGGGCGAUGCAAAUGGGACUUCAUCGAGACCCCAAGAAUCUUCCAGCAAUUUCUUUACUGCGAGCUGAGGUUCGCAGAAGACUCUGGGCUACAAUACUUGAGAUGAUAGUACAGUCAUCUUUGGACUCAGCAAUGCCACCUAGAAUUUCUUUCGACGAGUUUGACACCGAGGCGCCUUCUAACCUUAACGACAAUGAGAUACAUGAGUCUAUCAUUGCACUUCAAUCUCAUCCCAAAGAGUCUUACACUACGACAUCAAUACAGAUUAUGCUUCUUGAAGCACUUCCAACCCGUCUCCAGGUCCUCCAGCUUUUGAAUGGCUUGCAUUCUGAACUCUCUUUCUUGGAUGUCCUCAAGCUCAGCUCGGAAAUCACCGAGAUCUGCCAAUCAUGCACCAGUUUCAUGAAAAAGCAUUCGCAUUCUGGUGUGACAGCCUUUCACCGAAAUUUGACUGAUUAUCUAUUGCGUCGGUUUCUCAUCCCUCUACACUGCCCAUUUGCCAGCAAAGCGCGAACAAACCCAUUGUUCCACUAUUCGCUAAAGAUCAGCUUGGACACUGCUAUGGCAAUCAUCUCUCCAGAACCGGACGAAAGGUUCUCCCGUAUUAUGGCUAUAGGAGGUGGCCUAUUCAGAGAAGGCUUCAGAUACGCCUGCUCUGUCCUUAGUCUUGAGCUCAUUGCUCAAGCCGAGGCUCAGCAACUCGAUGGGACAUUGCAUCGCAACUCCCACUACAGACAUAUUCUCAAGCAAGCAGUGAAAAAUAUGAUUUCUUUCUCCUCAGAGCGCAUACAACAAGCUGAGACCAAUAUCAAGGCUCACAUGUUCUUGAGUAUGGUCCUGGCCCAGGUCGAGGCAAUGGAAGCGGGCAAGUCGUACGAGAUCGAAAUCGCACAAAGUGGCAGGGAUAGUGUGAAGUACUGUCUAGAAAUGUUACAAGCACGGACAGCCGCUGCUUCACUUCGAUCUCCCAGCGAUGCUGAUUUUCGACCAACAAUUCUUGAUGUGGAACAAGACAUUUAUGGAUUGGAUCUGGACUUUGAAUUUUUCUUGCCAGAUGCAGGCUUCUCUUAGAGCACUUUGUAUUAUGGCUUUCUAACACGCAUUUGAUUGUUCUUUCUUCUAUUUACGAUCCACCACCCGGUACUCUUUUUUAGGCGCUUGAAACCAUAAUGUGACAAUAUGUAGAGCUAGCUCGGUCAUUUGGCACAACCUCUCGGCCGAGAGUUAGGCCUUGGCACAAAUUCGGUGAUAAUCAAUUUGUCGAAAACACCGAGAAAUCAGUUUGAGGGUCAGAUAAGUCAUUGGAUUCAUCAAAGCUGGCGCUCUUGCAAUUCUUUUGAUGGAAAGCUCGUGAUCGGCCUGGUGUUAAAAGCUUUUGUCCAG
Molecule: messenger RNA, 2626 nt
Organism: Mollisia scopiformis
Lineage: Eukaryota; Fungi; Ascomycota; Leotiomycetes; Helotiales; Mollisiaceae
Exons: 2
Coding region: 89-2314 (741 amino acids)
Biological process (GO): regulation of transcription by RNA polymerase II; DNA-templated transcription
Cellular component (GO): nucleus
Molecular function (GO): zinc ion binding; DNA-binding transcription activator activity, RNA polymerase II-specific; RNA polymerase II cis-regulatory region sequence-specific DNA binding
Source: RefSeq, a predicted model, not a curated record